AUGGAUCGGGUAGAUGGGUAUAACAUCUACAUUGGCAGUAUCUUCGCGCUUCGAAACCAGGGAGGCCUGAAAGAGGCCAACAUAACGCACGUCAUCUCCGUCGUGGGACCAAGCGAAAGAUCUACUGCGAUUAGCAGCCUGCACGCAUACGAUAUCCGGGACCAUCUCAUCCUAGCUCUCUCUGACCGGGGAAACGAGAACAUCCUCCAACAUUUCCCGCCGGCAAAUCGGUUCAUCGACGAGGCCAUUGCCGAUGGCGGCGCCGUGUUGGUUCACUGUGGUCUGGGAGUAUCCCGGUCGGCAACUAUUGUGCUCGCGUACAUGCUUUUCCAGUCUCGUCCGAAGUUGAACCCUGGAGUUGCCCUGGUCGUGCUUCAGAGUAGCCGUGCUUGCUGCAAGCCGAAUCCGGGGUUUAUGGAGCAGCUGGGGCUAUACCAUCAGAUGGGAUGUCCUGACAGUGUCGACGACCAACCUAUCUACCAACAGUUCAUUGAGAGUCUCACGUUAGUCUAA
This is a messenger RNA of Arthroderma uncinatum, 513 nucleotides long. RefSeq lists its product as uncharacterized. The transcript has 3 exons. Gene Ontology annotation, molecular function: protein tyrosine/serine/threonine phosphatase activity. The record is from RefSeq and is a predicted model, not a curated record. Gene Ontology annotation, biological process: protein dephosphorylation. Gene Ontology annotation, cellular component: nucleus. NCBI's taxonomy places the organism in Eukaryota, Fungi, Ascomycota, Eurotiomycetes, Onygenales, Arthrodermataceae. The coding region runs from base 1 to 513 and encodes 170 amino acids.